AUGUCGAAGCUCCCGUUGAGCGCCUCUACGGAGACCGCGCGGCUGCUGGAAGAGCGGGCGCAGCUCUGGCAGUCGCGGCUGCUCCUUGAGGCGGUGCCGAUGCUGGAGCGCUGGUGCUCCAGGGCCAUGGCCUCUGGGGAGCUGCAGGUGGCCUGCAUCCUGUGGCUGCACCUGGCGCUGAUCCAGCGCUGGCGCAAAGGGGAGGCCAACAAAAACAGCGUGUCCACGCUGCUCUGCUCGGAGCUCUUUCUGAACGCCAACUUGGACACCAGCGGCCUGGGGACGAGGAGGCAGGCGGAAGAGCUGGGGCUUUUGGACACCGAGAUCUUCGAGCUCUUCCACUCUACGCGAUCCCGUGUGUACCGAUGGCUGCAGAAGAGUAGCCCGGAUGGCACGGAGCGGGAUGCAGUACUGGAGCACGUGGUGUCCACCGUGGCGUCCAGCCCCGCGCGCGAGGUGGCCAUGAGAAGGUGGUGGGAGCUGGAGGACAGCUGGGACGGCCGAGGCCGCUUCGCCGCCUCGCCCUCGGCGCCGCUGCCGGCGGCGGAAGUGGACCCGGACGAGGAUUUCGCCCGGUGGCUCUCCGCCUCCGUAGCCUCUGCGCCCGUGGAGGUGAACGUGAACCUGGGCCAGCUGCAGUUCCGGCAGCACAGCGUCACAGUGGUGCCCCGCGAGGUCUUGGCUCUCCCGGAGUUCCAGGAGGUCUUUCCCCAGGUGGAUGUGAACGCUUGCCUCCUUUGGGCGCUGGUGGAGCGCGCGCCGAGCCGGGAGCGCUACCGCUUCGCCGGGCUCAGGUAUGAGUUCCGGCUGUGGAAGCUGCCGGACGAGCCGGUGAUGGAAGCCUUCUCCCGGAAGUUCCCGGAGCAUGCGACCGUGGCAGAGGAGUGGCUCUCCAACGCCAUCGCCGCAGUGCCGGAGAUGCAGCCGCUGUGGACCCGUGGCAAGUGGCUGGCGCCCGAAGAAGUGCAGCGCCGCGUGUGCAAAAGCGCCAAGCUGGCGUUGUCCUUUGGCGCGGACAGCGCAGUGGAGCCGGAGGCUUUCCACUACGAGGCCGGAGGCUUCCACGGAGAAGCCGCAGCUCUUCGAAGUGGAGGUCUUUCCGAAUGGCCCCAACGGUCCCGUGGUGCACUUGUACAGCCUGAGCCGCUACGGUCCCCGUGUGGGGCGCACACAGGCGGGGAGUAUUUUGGGCGCCGGGUAACUUAG
This is a messenger RNA of Effrenium voratum, 1206 nucleotides long. NCBI's taxonomy places the organism in Eukaryota, Dinophyceae, Suessiales, Symbiodiniaceae. The record is from the annotation of a GenBank genome assembly.